UAGAUUUCUAGAUCUAGAGCUAGGUCUAGAAUAGAUGGCGGAUGUGUUCAAAUCAAGUUUAUAGGCGGAAGUUUAUUUGAAUUCUAAGCAUUCGUAAUUUCAAAAAUGAAAAAGUUAUGGCAUGCAAUAAAAAAAGAUGACGAUGGGCAUUCAUCAUCGCGUGCAGCGAGAAGUAUAUCGAUACCAUACCCUUCUUUUGGUAUUAACCGUGACAGAUCAAAAAGCAUUGAAAAUAUUGCUUCUUUAAGUAAGCUACAUAUGGCUGCCUGGAAAGGUGAUCUAGCCACAGUUUUAGAACUUGCCAAAGACGACCCCAACCCAAUCGAUAAAGAAUUAAAAAGAAGCCCAUUGCAUUUAGCUUGCAUUCAAGGACAUGCUAAAAUUGUGGAAGCACUUCUCAAUAAUAAUGCAUUACCAAACCUUGAAGACAAACAGAGCAAAACUCCAUUGAUGCGAGCUAUUGAGUUCGGUCAUGAAACAUGUGUUGAUCUGCUUCUGAAGAAAAAUCCUGACGUUAGUGGUACUGACUUUCAGGGAUUCACUCCUCUUCAUCUAGCCAUAAUAGCAGGAAAUGGUAGCAUUCUUAAAAAAGUUUUGAAUUUCAGAGCCUCAGUAAAUGCAGUUUCUAAGGAUGGCUUUGCCCCUAUUCAUUUGGCUAUUGUCAAAAAGGAGCUUGGGAACUUUACUGAACUGGUGAAGAGACAUGCAGAUAUUAACAUUAAGGAUCCAAAUGACAGGACUCCUCUUAUUUUAGCUUGCAAGGAGGGCCUGCUUUCAUUUGUCAAAUUGUUGUUGCAGAACAAUGCUGACAUUUUUCACAAAGAUAAAAAUGGUUUCACUGCUUUGGAUUACGCUGCAGCUCACCCUGAGAUUAAAAGAGUGAUUGCUGACUUUCUGAAAUCAUAUGAUACAUCUCAGUAUUAUGGAAUGCAACACAACCUGUCUGAAGGCAGAGAAGAUUCAAAUGAGGAUAUCAGCAUCAAAACUCUUAGUUCAGAUUCCUCCAAAGUUACUCCUGGAAGUCAGUCAAACAAAAUUCAAAACCCUUCUCAGAGACAGAAGUCCCCAGGCCCUAAUCUUGAUAAGGGAUUAAAAUCUUCUUAUUCUUGGGGAAACGAUGUAAAGAAAAGUGACAAGAAAUCUUCCGAGUCUGCAGUUUCACUACCAAUACCAUCAUCAAAAUCUUUUAGCUCUACCGGUGUUGAAGUAAAGAAAGAUGAAACCAAAACAGAAAAGCCUGCAGGCAAUAAAUCUUCCACUGGGGCUGAAUUGCAGAAACUUGGAACCGUAACUGAAAAGUCCACAGCUUCUCAAGCUGCUGAGUCAAAAGCUGCUGCAGCUAGUGAAGCAGAGAAGAAUGAGGCACAGAAACAUGGAACCAAAACUGAAAAGUCCACAGCUUCUCAACUUGCUGUGGCAUCAAAAUCUGGUACCACUAUUGAUGCUGGGAAGAGUGAAGCACAGAAACAAGGAACCAAAACUGAAAAGUCCACAGCUUCUCAACUUGCUGUGGCAUCAAAAUCUGGUACUGCUAUUGAAGCUGGGAGGAGUGAAGCACAGAAAAAUGGAACCAAAACUGAAAAGUCCACAGCUUCUCAACUUGCUGUGGCAUCAAAAUCUGGUACCACUAUUGAUGCUGGGAAGAGUGAAGCACAGAAACAUGGAAGCAAAACUGAAAAGUCCACAGCUUCUCAACUUGCUGUGGCAUCAAAAUCUGGUACUGCUAUUGAAGCUGGGAAGAGUGAAGCACAGAAAAAUGGAACCAAAACUGAAAAGUCCACAGCUUCUCAACUUGCUGUGGCAUCAAAAUCUGGUACCACUAUUGAUGCUGGGAAGAGUGAAGCACAGAAAAAUGGAACCAAAACUGAAAAGUCCACAGCUUCUCAAGCUGCUGAGUCAAAAGCUGCUGCUGCUAGUGAAGCUGAGAAGAAUGAGGCACAGAAACAUGGAACCAAAACUGAAAAGUCCACAGCUUCUCAACUUGCUGUGGCAUCAAAAUCUGGUACCACUAUUGAUGCUGGUAAGAGUGAAGCACAGAAACAUGGAACCAAAACUGAAAAGUCCACAGCUUCUCAAGCUGCUGAGUCAAAAGCUGCUGCAGCUAGUGAAGCUGAGAAGAAUGAGGCACAGAAACAUGGAACCAAAACUGAAAAGUCCACAGCUUCUCAACUUGCUGAGUCAACAAAAGCUGCUACUGCUAGUGAAGCAGAGAAGAAUGAGGCACAGAAACAUGGAACCAAAACUGAAAAGUCCACAGCUUCUCAAGCUGCUGAGUCAUCAAAAGCUGCCCCUGCUAGUGAAGCGGAGAAGAGUGAAACAAAAGCUGAAAAGUCAGGAGCAGAGUCCUCAGGGAAUGAUAAGGCGGCAAGCAGUGACACUAAUAGUGAAAAGACUUCAGUUUCUCAAACAUCAGAGCCAUCAAAAGAAACUACGGUUGAACCAGAAAAGCAUGAAGAAAAAGAAAGAAGAAAAGAAACUAAAUCUUAUUAUCCGGAGGUCAAGGUUUGCCAUAUAAAGAGCCAGUAUCUUUGAUCAAGUCAAUGCUGAAUAGCUGGUGAAAAUCAAGAUAACUGUUGACAUUGUACUCAUCUUUCUUCCAAUGCUCUACACUACACAUAACUUUGUAAAUUGUAAAUAUGCAUGCAUGCUUGGAUCUUGUGCUCUUACAUCAGUGAACACAGUUUUAUUUUGUACAUUUGCUAUAUAUAGGAUUUUAUUUAUGAACAUACAAAUACAUCUUUAAAAGAUAAAAAAUGUAACAAUUGGAAGAUUUUAUUAAAAGAACUACUACAACACAUACAUUUAACCUUAUUCAUUUCCAUGAAAAUGUAUGGUUCAAUACUUAAACAAUAACUUUGUGCAGUUUUUAAUUAUAAUACAAAAAAAUUAACAUCAUAAAUUAUGUUGAAAGGUAACAAUGCUGACCAUUCAUGUAAAUAUGCCAUUGUAACAUUUAACAGACAUAAUUUUAAAAAAUACAAACUGAGUGCUUUAA
Molecule: messenger RNA, 2995 nt
Organism: Physella acuta
Lineage: Eukaryota; Metazoa; Mollusca; Gastropoda; Physidae
Product: ankyrin repeat domain-containing protein 36B
Biological process (GO): RNA processing
Molecular function (GO): protein binding; RNA binding; RNA nuclease activity
Source: RefSeq, a predicted model, not a curated record